CCACAUAGUACAUAGUUGCAUGUGUGAAAUCAUACACAUAAAUGCCACCAGCAAUAGGAUCGUCUGCGUCUAUUUAAAGAGUUGACAACUGUGACACUGUUACUUUAUCUAGGUAGAUCGUAUCUGAUCGUAUCGGCCAAGCAUCGGUGCUAAUACUUCUUUCUUGAUAACAGAAAAAUAAAAAGUGAUAAACAUGCCUGGAUUUGGAGAUUGUGACAAAACAGGAGACGGACUGUGUUUGGAUGAAUUUGUAAACUAUUUGGAAAGAGAACAUCAUGUGAAGAUUUCAAAAGAUAUAGCCAGAGAUGUUUUUCAGAAAAUCGACGGCAGGAAAGUCGAUGACGACCGUAUUACAUGGGCGGAAUGGGAAGAAUUUCAAAAUACAACACCUUUUACUCAAGUGAAAAAGGAGGAUCUUAUGAAGGCGUUUGAUGACGCAGACAAGGAUGGAAGCGGAAAACUCAAUUCUUGUGAAAUGUUGCAAAAAUUAAAAAGUAAGGGAUAUGAUCGCCAAGAUGUAACAGACAUCAUUAAAAAUAUUGAUUUAGAUAAUGAUUCUGAAAUAAAUAGGAAUGAGUGGGAGAAAGUAGUUGACGAGAUGAUUGCUAAAGCUAAUUAAGUUACAGGUCGCUUUAUGUUAUGUCAAAAUACAUCUCAAGGCUACUUAUUGUUUACUUUGUUGUAGCGUUUUCUUAAGCAUUUUGUUAUUUUUGUCUUUUUUCAUGUGUUUAUUCCAUUUGCGACAAGGUUUCAAUAAAUUACCAAUGUGCUUCGUUUAUGAGUGCCGUGGGUACUCACAGUUUAUAAUCGCAUAGAAAUACUCACAAUUCAAUAUGUAUAAUAUUAAACAACUCAGUCGUACGUCAUAGGUCAUUAUUAAUCUAUUGGGAACUCAGCAUGUCGAUUAGAAAGAAGACAUUGACGAUUUCUACACUCGUCUUUACUAUCUUCUGUAGCAUGAUGCAUAAGCACUAAUACGAGAUAAAUCAAUAGCUUUCAAAACUCUACAUAUACACAUACAUACAUACAUACAUACAUACAUACAUACAUACAUACAUACAUACACGCAUACAUACAGACAUGCCUGUGAGUACACUUAGUUUCUUGCUAUUUUCUCCAUUUAAAAGGGGUUUUUUUUAAUGCAAUGGAAUAGAAUGAAUAAUUUACUACUAUAGAACGAAAUAA
Octopus sinensis (East Asian common octopus) is the source of this 1185-nucleotide messenger RNA. RefSeq names its product calcium-dependent protein kinase 2. The transcript is spliced from 3 exons. The coding region runs from base 194 to 619 and encodes 141 amino acids. The record is from RefSeq and is a predicted model, not a curated record. Lineage: Eukaryota; Metazoa; Mollusca; Cephalopoda; Octopoda; Octopodidae. Gene Ontology annotation, molecular function: calcium ion binding.